Messenger RNA from Ictalurus punctatus (channel catfish), 4340 nucleotides. It is a transcript of the gene mdm2, whose product is annotated as MDM2 proto-oncogene. Gene Ontology annotation, molecular function: ubiquitin protein ligase activity; identical protein binding. The coding region runs from base 1612 to 3033 and encodes 473 amino acids. The transcript is spliced from 11 exons. The record is from RefSeq and is a predicted model, not a curated record. Gene Ontology annotation, biological process: regulation of cell cycle; negative regulation of apoptotic process. Gene Ontology annotation, cellular component: nucleus. NCBI's taxonomy places the organism in Eukaryota, Metazoa, Chordata, Actinopteri, Siluriformes, Ictaluridae.
UUUUGGCUAACUUUGAGUUUUGUUUUUUUUCCCCGCCGCAGUAAAUUAUUAUUAAUAUGAGAUCGUACAUGUCGUCAGAGAACAUAUUACGGAUGUUUGUUAUAACCGCAAACUGUUUAUUUUGUUGUUAGCUAAGGGCUAAGCUAGUUAGUUAGCGCGCGUUGCUGCGUCGAGGCCUGUCACAGCCUCGGGUUUUCCUUAGGAAACUGUCCGAAGGAAACGCGCCGAGCGAGCCGUGUUUAGACCGUUUCUAACGUUAUCGUUUAAACUCGAGCAAGUUUCAAGGGGAGUUUAUAGUCGCUUUAGCGUGCAAACAUUCUUGUCGGUGUAUAAUUAUAUCCGGCUAGCAAGAUAACACUGCUGUUUAAGCGAUGCUAAUGUACACAAGCUUGAUUCUGUGGACUUUUGCUAUCAGAAUUAAUUUUAUUAGCAAGGUUAAAAAGAGGUAGGAAUGUAUAGCGGUGUUUGUUGACAUAUUACGCAGGAGUGACGUUACCAAAAAAAGAAGCGGCAGUAAAACACGUUGUUUUGCAUUUGUAAGUUAUUAUUGUCAGGUGCAUUUCCUCUUGCAGCUGUUGUAAAAAAAAAAAAAAAAAAGUAUAAAAAAAAACACAAACACAUUACCCAACAUGUAAUUUGCAUGAGGUUUCAGUGCACGCGCUGUAUGUUUUUCAGGAAGAUUUUAUUCAGUUCAGGUUGCUCGAAGUGCACUACACGCGCACAAACACGUACACCUACACUAAUAAUAAUAAUAAUAAUAUGUAAGCAUGUUCGUUAAACCGACCCCCAAGCAUGCAUACUAGAUUACUGGAAAUGUACAUGAUGUAACAUCACUAUCUGUGCGCUGAGAAGUCUGAUUGAGGUAGUGUUGUCAUUACACAACGCUGGAGGUGGGUUCGAGCCGCCCUGUAACUCAGACAUGCCCGGGCAUGUAGCGCGCGACGCCGAUUCAGCACGCGACUCGCACUCAUACUAGCGUGCUAAACAGUACGCAAAACACAGCCAUACUAUUCUAUAUAUAUAUCCCGUUCUGUUGUCGCCAUGGUUACCGUGUGCACUUCAUACGUCCGCACUAAAAAGCGUUCUAAUAAUAAUAAAUCUACAACCCCGUCUCGUGCGCUGUUUUAUCACCAUGGUUACCGUGUGCACUCCACACUUCCGCACUAUACUAUACACAGAAUAGGGUCUCUAGUCUUUAUUAGUACCUUAAUGUAGUUCCUGCUUGCUAUGGAAACAGCAUGGCACGUUGUAUAUGAAGUCAUACUAAACAGUGUAUAGUACGCAUGGAGUAGGCCAUUUUAUGGUGCCUUUUUUUUUUUUUUGGCGUACUAGUUAGUAGGUUAGUAGGCAGGUUGAACAGUCAUGCUCGGACAUGUUGAAUCCUUCAACUCCAGACUCCAGUCCCCGCCCUAAAACACAUUAGGAGUCAUCAUACUAGUCCUGACAUGUCUCUCUCUCCUUCCCUCCCCCUCUCUCUCUCCAAGCCCAUUUAAACCGGCCUGACCCACACUCAGAUCUCCUCACUCAGCCAAGAAGGUCUGAGGCACUUUAUGUACAGAUGAAGAGUAUAUAAUAUAUAUAUAGUUUAUUUAUUUGAUUCAGAUAUUGGCCAUGGCUACGGAGAACUGUCUGAGCAGUUCACAGAUCAACAAGAUUGACAACGAAAAGCUGGUAAGACCCAAAGUGCAGUUGCUAACCCUGUUAAAAGAUGCAGGUGCGGAUAAGGACGUGUUCACCAUGAAGGAGGUUAUGUUCUACCUGGGCAAGUACAUCAUGAGCAAGGAGUUGUAUGACAAGCAGCAGCAGCACAUCGUGCACUGUGGAAACGACGCCCUCGGCACCGUGCUCGGAGUGACCAGCUUCUCCGUCAAAGAACCACGAGCUUUGUUUGCAAUGAUUUCUAAAAAUCUCAUAGCAGUGAAAAUUCCAGACUCCCAGUCGACGUUUAGAGAACGUAGAGCUGUAAGUGAAGCUGAGCGAGGGCCAGAGGAGACAAACCCCCAAUCAUCUACCUCCACACAACAGCAGCAGCAGCAGCAACAACAACAACAACAACAACAACAGCAGCAGCAGCGCAGGAGACGGCGGAGCAGUGAUCCCGCGAGUCUCUCGGCCGAGGACGAACCCGGCGAGCCUAGGAAGAGGCACAAGUCCGACAGCAUCUCCCUGACGUUUGACGACAGCCUGUCGUGGUGCGUGAUCGGAGGCCUGCGCAGAGAGAGACAGAGCAGCGAGUCUUCAGUAUCGCACAGCAAUUCGGAAGUAGGUAUAUCUCACAGUGACGAGAGUGAAGAAUGUGACGAUACCGACUCCGAUAACUUCAGCGUAGAGUUCGAGGUGGAGUCUAUCGAUUCGGACGCUUACAGCGAGAACGAUGAAGACUCCCUACCCGGCGAAGACGAGGUCUAUGAAGUUACAAUAAUUGCCGAGGACGAAGACUCUUUUGAUGAAGAUACGGAGAUCACUGAGGAGGACUAUUGGAAAUGUGCCGAGUGUGAAGAGCUGAACCCUCCCCUCCCUCGCCACUGCAAAAGCUGCUGGAAGGUCCGCCCGGGAUGGCUCCCCGAGACUUUCUUCACGUCCGAGAACCCCGGCAACGACGUGCAAACCGACGUCAACACGGACCUCGAACCCAAAGCACCGUGCGCCGAAUCUCCGACUCCGACCCUCGACCCGGACGAAGGCGUGGACGUCCCGGACGGCAAGAGCACGCGCUCGCAGAGUACUUCCUGCUCCGACUCGCAGGGCUCGUCUCUGUGCUACUCGCAGCCCUCCACCUCCUCCGGCCAGGAGGACACACCUGAGCUGGAGCGCACCACCAGCUCAAACAGCAUCGAGUCGUGCCUUCCCGCGUCCUGCCUGGAACCCUGCGUCAUCUGCCAGAGCAGACCCAAGAACGGCUGCAUCGUCCACGGACGCACCGGACACCUCAUGGCCUGCUACACCUGCGCCAAGAAGCUUAAAAAGCGCAACAAGCUGUGCCCCGUGUGCAGGGAGCCCAUUCAGUCCGUCGUCCUCACCUACGUCAGCUGAGGGGGAAACGCAGACGUGCCUAGUUCAGUUACCUCACCAGAAACCGCCGCGCGUUUAAGUGCCGCAAAACCCCACGCUCACACUAGCAAGGCCUUCGGUUUAUAUGUACGAGUCCUGAUUUCAGCCGUGUCCCACUCCUGGGCCAUAACCAUCGUCUCGACCGCUUCCUUUAGAUCGUUAUGUCUACGGCGAGCUCAGGCCGACGUCUCUCCAACUUCAGUUCUUACCUGCAGUGAGUUCCCCUGCACUGUGGAACCGAGCGCAUCAUAAACCGCCCGUUAUUAAUUUAUUCCUCCAUUAUCGUUUUCAGUAAAUAGCUCGAGAAGCCGUCUAUGUAACUAAUAUCUGAUCAGAAACGGAAUAAAUAUCUGGAUCGGUCCCCCGCUAGUGCGAACGCAGGCCUGCACGCUAAAUACGUCGGAUUAAAGUGAGCACGAGUAGAAUUUUUGUUUUGUAACUGGGGGGAAAGAUGUUUACGAAUGUUCUAUUUAAAAUAAAGUUUAUCCUCCAUAUGUGUGUAGAGAUGGAAUAUAAAUACUCCUGUUCUGACUCCUCCUUGUAUGCAAAUUAAGCACAUCCUUCAAGGAGAAAUGAAAAAUAUGAUAAAUUUACUUUUAAAAAUGUUAAAAUAUCUGUAAAAUGCAUUAAUAAAUGAAUUCACUCUGCUCAGCCUGGGCCACGGAGAGAGAGUCGAUGAGUAAAAUGAGCAUUAUUGAACGAGCGGAGCAGCCGUUUGUGCCGCUGUACACACCGGGUGUGCUGCUUUACCUGUGGCCAGGGAGCCUCUCUCUCCCGCAGCGCGCUCCUCCCGGAGCCUGUGUGAAAUCUGUGCGUUUUACUCAACACUACGUAGAUUGGAAAUGGAUAGGAGACACCCCCCCCCCCCCCCCCCCCCCCAUAUUUCUCAACAUCAACUACAAAAGCGUACAGAUUAAAUGUAAAUAGUAUAAUAUUUUUCUUUCUGAACAGCAUUCUAUUUAUGAAAUAAAGAAAUGUAAAAUUAUUUAUGAUCAUUUGACGGGCGUGUGCUAGAUGUUCGUGUGUUGUGGGUUUGGUUGGAUUCAGUUUUGGGGAUGGUGAUUAAAGUACAGUGCUGUAACGGGUCUAUGGCUUUAAGGGGUGUAUCAUUCGUACGAGUGUUUUCUACACUCGCGGUUUGUGAAGUGUGUGUGUGUGUGUGUGUUUAAUUUAUAUUAGGUAAAUAUGAUUAUUUUGGAUGCUCUGACAUGUUUCAUGGUUGGAAUUUGAAGUUCUCUUUGAUUUUCACGAUCGUGUGGAGAAAUAAAUGAUUAAUGAUUAUAUGUUCA